GUCAAAUUUUGGUACGCUCACUGCAUCUGAUGUAGGAACUAUCCUUGACGCAUCACAACCUUCAUCCUUCGGGAAAGGUGGUCAAACUAUCUAUGACACGAAUUAUCACAGAGAGCCUUAUGAACAAGAUUAAACGGUCCCUUCUUUCUACAUUGUUCGUCGGUAAAAGCAUAGAACUUGCCUUGUACAAGUUGGCACUGUACAAGAAAGGAGGAAAUUUUGACUGGCACCGUGAAAUUCGUUUCUGAGUUCCAUUUGUCCGGAUGCACAGACUAACUACAAAUCAAUAAGCGCUAUAUU
This is a messenger RNA of Guyanagaster necrorhizus, 300 nucleotides long. RefSeq lists its product as uncharacterized. The transcript is spliced from 4 exons. Lineage: Eukaryota; Fungi; Basidiomycota; Agaricomycetes; Agaricales; Physalacriaceae. The coding region runs from base 93 to 248 and encodes 51 amino acids. The record is from RefSeq and is a predicted model, not a curated record.